Messenger RNA from Urocitellus parryii (Arctic ground squirrel), 5174 nucleotides. It is a transcript of the gene Ppfia4, whose product is annotated as PPFI scaffold protein A4. Gene Ontology annotation, molecular function: protein binding. Gene Ontology annotation, biological process: synapse organization. Lineage: Eukaryota; Metazoa; Chordata; Mammalia; Rodentia; Sciuridae. Gene Ontology annotation, cellular component: presynaptic active zone. The record is from RefSeq and is a predicted model, not a curated record.
GUGGCGGAGGCUGUAUCUACCUCCGCGCGCGCUCAGUUUUCUAGGACGUGUCUCGUUGCCCCGGCCGGGGGCGGCUCCCUGCUGCCUCCGAGCCGAGCUGCCCGCUGCUGGGCCUUCGGCGAUUGCAGACACAGACCACACCGCCCUCCAGAAACCAUGGGCGUCUCUAGACCCAGCUGCGACUCUGCCAGACUCUGGUGCUCGGUUUAAGAUAAGGAUAAUCUCCCAGGCCUGCUCUCCCUGCCUGUCAUGGCCACACUCCGAUGCUGCCCACUUGUCUGGGGACACAGGGCACCCAGCCCUAGCCCUGAGAUGUUAAGCCAGGCCUUCUGGCUCCAGUCUACAGGGGCACUGCAGGCCCCGGGCUCCCUUCAGAGCAAGAGCAACUGAUGCCAUGGGAGAAGCCCCUGCCUACCCAUCCACUUGCCUGGCCCUGCCUGCUCUGAUACCCAUGCAUUGGGUCCUCCUGCAGGUGCCAAUCCUGUGAGUCCCUCCCCAACCCCCUGACACUGAGAAGGCCCUGCCCACCCCCACCAUGUGUGAGGUGAUGCCCACAAUCAAUGAGGGGGACCCCCUAGGGCCCCCCCACGGCGCCGAUGCUGACGCCAACUUUGAGCAGCUUAUGGUGAACAUGCUGGAUGAGCGGGAGAAGUUGCUGGAGUCCCUUCGGGAGAGUCAGGAAACCUUGGCAGCCACGCAGAGCCGGCUCCAGGAUGCCCUGCAUGAGCGGGACCAGCUCCAGCGACACCUCAACUCUGCCCUCCCUCAGGAAUUUGCCACCUUGACCCGGGAGCUGAGCAUGUGUCGGGAGCAGCUUCUAGAGAGGGAGGAAGAGAUAUCAGAGCUGAAAGCAGAACGGAAUAACACAAGGCUGCUUUUAGAACAUCUGGAGUGCCUGGUAUCCCGCCAUGAGCGGUCACUGCGGAUGACGGUGGUGAAGCGCCAGGCCCAGUCACCUUCAGGGGUCUCCAGUGAGGUGGAGGUGCUAAAGGCCCUCAAGUCUCUGUUUGAGCACCACAAAGCCCUGGAUGAGAAGGUUCGAGAAAGGCUCCGGGCAGCACUGGAGCGUGUUACCACCUUGGAGGAGCAGCUGGCAGGAGCCCACCAACAGGUGUCUGCCCUGCAGCAGGGGGCAGUGGUGCGGGAUGGAGUGGCAGAAGAGGAGGGGACUGUGGAGCUGGGACCGAAACGUCUGUGGAAGGAUGACACGGGCCGGGUGGAGGAGCUGCAGGAGCUCCUGGAGAAGCAAAACUUUGAGUUGAGCCAGGCCCGGGAGCGACUGGUCACCUUGACAGCAACCGUAACAGAACUUGAGGAGGACCUGGGAACAGCCCGCCGGGACCUCAUCAAGUCAGAGGAGCUGAGCAGCAAGCAUCAACGGGACCUCCGAGAGGCUCUGGCUCAGAAAGAGGACAUGGAAGAACGAAUCACCACACUGGAGAAGCGCUACCUAGCUGCUCAGCGUGAGGCCACAUCCAUCCAUGACCUCAAUGACAAACUGGAGAAUGAACUGGCCAACAAGGAGUCCCUGCACCGCCAGUGUGAGGAGAAGGCCCGACACCUACAGGAGCUGUUGGAGGUGGCAGAGCAGAAACUGCAGCAGACAAUGCGCAAGGCAGAGACGCUGCCAGAAGUGGAGGCUGAGCUGGCCCAGAGAAUCGCAGCUCUCACCAAGGCUGAAGAACGGCAUGGCAACAUUGAGGAGCACCUGCGGCAGCUGGAAGGGCAGCUGGAGGAGAAGAACCAGGAGUUGGCAAGGGUGCGACAGCGGGAGAAGAUGAACGAGGACCACAACAAGCGGCUGUCAGACACCGUGGACAGGCUGCUUAGCGAGUCCAACGAGCGCCUGCAGCUCCAUCUCAAGGAGCGCAUGGCCGCCCUGGAGGAGAAGAACACGCUGAUCCAGGAGUUGGAGAGCUCCCAGCGUCAGAUUGAGGAGCAGCAUCACCACAAGGGCCGCCUGUCUGAAGAGAUUGAGAAGCUUCGCCAAGAGGUGGACCAGCUGAAGGGUCGAGGGGGGCCAUUUGUGGAUGGCAUCCACUCCAGGUCACACAUGGGCAGCGCAGCKGACGUGCGGUUCUCCCUGAGUACAACCACCCACGCACCCCCAGGUCUGCAUCGCCGCUACUCAGCACUGAGGGAAGAUUCGGCUAAGGACUGGGAGCCAUCUCCACUGCCUGGAUUGUUGGCCUCCACAGCCACUCCUGCUUUUGACAGUGACCCUGAGAUCUCUGAUGUGGAUGAAGAUGAGCCAGGGGGUUUAGUGGGCUCCGUUGAUGUUGUCUCCCCUGGCGGCCAUUCAGAUGCCCAGACCCUGGCCAUGAUGCUGCAGGAGCAGCUGGAUGCCAUCAACGAGGAGAUCAGGAUGAUCCAGGAAGAGAAGGAGUCCACGGAGCUCCGUGCGGAGGAGAUCGAGACGCGUGUGACCAGCGGCAGUAUGGAGGCCUUAAACUUGACACAGCUGCGCAAGCGUGGUUCUAUCCCCACCUCUCUGACUGCCUUGUCCCUGGCCAGUGCAUCCCCUCCACUCAGUGGCCGUUCCACGCCGAAGCUCACCUCCCGCAGUGCUGCCCAGGACCUGGACCGGAUGGGGGUCAUGACCCUGCCUAGUGACUUAAGAAAGCAUCGGAGGAAGUUGCUGUCGCCAGUGUCUCGGGAAGAGAACCGAGAGGAUAAAGCCACCAUAAAAUGUGAGACUUCUCCUCCUUCCUCACCCAGGACGCUGCGGCUAGAGAAGCUUGGCCACCCAGCCCUGAGCCAGGAAGAAGGCAAGAGUGCCUUGGAGGAUCAGGGCAGCAACCCCAGCAGCAGCAACAGCAGCCAGGACUCCUUGCACAAGGGUGCCAAGCGCAAGGGCAUCAAGUCGUCCAUUGGCCGCCUGUUUGGGAAGAAGGAGAAGGGCAGGCUGAUCCAGCUGAGUCGGGAUGGAGCCACAGGCCAUGUUCUGCUAACAGACUCCGAGCUCAGUCUGCAGGAACCCAUGGUACCUGCCAAGCUGGGGACCCAGGCAGAGAAGGACCGGCGACUGAAGAAGAAACACCAGCUGCUUGAGGAUGCCCGCAGGAAAGGAAUGCCCUUUGCCCAGUGGGACGGCCCCACUGUGGUCUCUUGGCUGGAGCUAUGGGUGGGGAUGCCUGCCUGGUAUGUGGCAGCCUGCCGGGCCAACGUCAAGAGUGGUGCCAUCAUGUCUGCCCUGUCGGACACAGAAAUUCAGCGGGAGAUCGGCAUCAGCAAUGCCCUGCACCGGCUCAAGCUCCGGCUAGCCAUCCAGGAGAUGGUAUCGCUGACCAGCCCCUCGGCCCCGCCCACCUCCAGGACACACAAGAAUGCAGACUACUCCACGGACCCCAAGUCUUCUGGGAAUGUCUGGGUCACCCAUGAGGAGAUGGAAACUCUGGCAACAUCCACCAAAACAGACAGUGAGGAGGGCAGCUGGGCUCAGACCCUGGCUUAUGGAGACAUGAACCAUGAAUGGAUUGGGAACGAAUGGCUGCCCAGCCUGGGGCUCCCCCAGUACCGCAGCUACUUCAUGGAGUGCCUGGUGGAUGCACGCAUGCUGGACCACCUCACCAAGAAGGACCUGCGCGUCCACCUGAAGAUGGUGGACAGCUUCCAUCGGACCAGCCUUCAGUAUGGCAUCAUGUGUCUGAAGAGGCUGAAUUACGACCGGAAGGAGCUGGAGAAGAGGCGGGAAGAGAGCCAGCACGAGAUCAAGGAUGUGCUGGUUUGGACCAAUGACCAGGUGGUUCAUUGGGUACAGUCCAUUGGGCUUCGGGACUAUGCAGGAAACCUGCAAGAGAGUGGUGUCCAUGGUGCCCUGCUGGCUCUGGAUGAGAACUUUGACCACAACACACUGGCCUUGGUCCUCCAGAUCCCCACGCAGAACACCCAGGCCCGCCAGGUGAUGGAGAGAGAGUUCAAUAACCUCUUGGCCUUGGGCACAGACCGGAAGCUGGAUGAUGGGGAGGACAAGGUGUUCCGCCGCGCGCCCUCCUGGAGGAAACGCUUCCGGCCGCGGGACCACCACAGCGGCGGCAUGCUGGGCACCUCGGCAGAGACGCUCCCGGCAGGCUUCCGCGUGUCCUCCCUGGGGACCCUGCAGCCCCCUCCCGGCCCUCCCAAGAAAGUCAUGCCUGAAGCUCAUUCCCACUAUCUCUACGGACACAUGCUCUCCGCCUUCCGGGACUAGCCACGGCCUGGGCCGGCGUCCUUCUGGUUUCACAGGCUCAGCCGGCCCUGACCCCUCCUGCUCGUUCCCCUUCUUCCACGGCUCCUAGUCUCGUCCGUCCGUGACCUUCCGGUUACCCUGGAUCUCAGAAUAUAUUCAUCUAUCCCCUCGACAUCCCACUACUCCUGAAUCCCACUGCGUGUCCUUUGUAAGUCUCGUGGUUGUGGCUGGGGUCUCCCGUGUUGUGGAGGCACUCGGGUUGUCCAUGCCUGGGAUUCUGGGGGAAGAGAGAAGGGCAGCCGGCAGUGGCUGUGACCUCACCCUCCCUCUGGACCUGGCCUUGUUUGGACUGCGCCCUCCACCAGGAGGAUCCUGGGUCAAGGACUGAGAUGGCCCUUUCAAAAAAGGUGGCACUUCACACUGUCCUGUUUGGGUUAUUUGGUCUUUUGGUCCCUGUCCACUCUGGUUGUGCCAGAUUGUCUGAGGGUUGGUUUUGGCACCCUCAGCUCCACCCUCCCCCAGUCCAUCACCACCACUUGCAGCUUCUGCCUUGAGGACUUGCUGAGGCCAGGAGAGGAUCUAGGAAACCUGAGGUAGAAAUUCUGAGUCCCCACUCAAACUGAAUCCCAAACAUGAGUUUGGGAAGAAUCAGAGCAAAAUGGACCACAGUUUUGGGCUAAGGUGAGGGUGGGGAAACUCUUAGCCCCAUGCCCAGUAAGCCGGGUGGGCAGGCAAGCUAGUAGGAGAGCUGAUGACCUCUGGUAGCCUUAAGCUCAAAGGACAGUAGGAAUGAUACCAGCCCCACCCAAAGGGUGGAGCUUCAUCUGGGCUGGGAGGAGGGACCCUUGAGUGCAUCAUAACCCUGGGGCAGAACAGAUCCCACUAGGUUCUGCCCACUGUGACCCCAGCAUCUCUUCCCCAUCCUCCUCUGCCUUACUUAUUCAGUAAUCCCAGCCCCCUAAAAAUGAACCCGAUGAGUGGAUUGAAUAUACAUUGACCCUAAAAG